AUGCUACGGCUCUUCGAGGCUUUUUCAGAGAGUGCGCCGCAACUGGUCCUCAUGCUCACCAUCAUGCUGCAGCAGGGACAGCUGGAUACUCUGACAGACUGUCAAAUGUCAUCCUCAGUGUUGAAGGCCGUCGGCUCGGCUUCAGCUAUCGCCUUCAGCGUGACCGCGUACCACCGCUCCCUGCGCUCCUUCCUGCCUGAGAAAAAAAAGCAACACCUCGUCUCCUCGCUCAUCUACUUCACCUGGAACCUUCUCUUCAUCUUCUCCCGGCUGUCCGCCAUCGCCCUCUUCGCCUCCGUCCUGCCCUGCUUCAUCUUCACCCACUUCCUUUGCUCCUGGCUGCUCCUAUUCGUCUGCGCCUGGCGCUCCAAGACGGAGUUCAUGGACAGCCCAGGUGGGGAGUUGCUCUACCAGGCCACUGUGGGCCUCAUCUGGUAUUUUAACUGGUUCACUGUGGUGGAAGGAAGGACUAGAUACAAAUUGUUGUUCUAUCACAUCUUCAUCCUGCUUGAUGUGUCCCUAAUGUGUGGUUUGUGGUGCUGGAGGAUGCACACACAACCCCUUUAUUUUAAAAUCCCACUCUUGUAUGCCUGCAUCAUUGCUGUCAGUGUGGUUGCACUUUACAUUUUCGGCCUAAUACUCAAAAGAAUCUAUUACAAGUGCUACCAUCCAAACUUCAACAAAGAGGACCUGAAAGGAGACGCUAGUAGUACUACACAGAAGGCCGACAUGUUCUUAGCCCGUAAUUUGGUGCCGGAGGACAGUGUUCCUCACGUUAGCGAUCAAAGUUGCAUGGGUGAAGAUGUAACGGACAGUGAUCAAAGUUACAUGGGUGAAGAUGUAACGGACGGUGCCGUGGCCCAAGCGGACGCCAAACUUUACAAUAAGAGAAUGAGGAAGCUGGCGGAGAAUUUCUUCUCAUGACGCAUUCACUUGACUUGCACGUGGAUGACCCACACGCACAAUGUAUGAUGUCUGUCACAAGGGAACAGUUCUCUAACCUCAACGUGGACCACUUGACGUUCUGUCUUGUUAUGGUUCCCAUUAUUUUAUUUGUAGCUACCAAUGUUGUUCAUUGGUUCUAUAUGUACAUUGGACAAGCUGUUACGGUGUCAUUGAUAGUCAACAGUGGAGAGCUGCCAACUCAAGACCAUGCAUAGUCUACACUUUAAGGCACGGUACUAAAAUGAUAAGGGCAGACAAUAUGAGUGAAAGUGAAACUAAAGUAUUUGAAUGCAUUGUUUGGUUGAGUUAGGUACAUCUGCACAAUCUAAUAUCUAAUAAACCUGCCUGUACAAAGAUAAUGUUUAGUUUUUUAGUACCAAGUACCCUCAAUGUUCAUACCAACCCCUUAAAAGUACUGAACUCUCUGGUUAUUAAGUAUCAUUACAAUCACCGAUAAUGUAAAUGUUGACAUAUGAACAAUAUAUAUAAUAAACAACAUGUGCCUGCCUACAGAUGCACAAAUAUAGUUACUAAAA
Phycodurus eques (leafy seadragon) is the source of this 1481-nucleotide messenger RNA. RefSeq names its product XK-related protein 8-like. Bases 1 to 924 code for a protein of 307 amino acids. The transcript is spliced from 2 exons. Gene Ontology annotation, cellular component: plasma membrane. The record is from RefSeq and is a predicted model, not a curated record. NCBI's taxonomy places the organism in Eukaryota, Metazoa, Chordata, Actinopteri, Syngnathiformes, Syngnathidae. Gene Ontology annotation, biological process: engulfment of apoptotic cell; apoptotic process involved in development; phosphatidylserine exposure on apoptotic cell surface.